UUCUGGGAAGGCUGUGACAUUAUGGUAACAUGCACCUGAAUGCUUCAGACCAGCAAACUGCCAAAACUUCUGCCUUUACAGAGGCGAUUACUCUUACAAAUGAUAAGUUAAUAAAGUGUAUUUAACAAGCAGCACCUAGUUGCUACUUGUCCUCUGAAGUCCUGUGGAAGCAACUUUAGAAAAGGAAGCAUAUACUUUCUGUUUCACAUGACCGGCUGUACUAGACUGGUUUUUUUGUUGUGUAUGAUUAAAGGGGGUGGAGGUGGAGCUCUAUCACCUCUGCUUGCCUUUUUGUAUUCACUGUACAGCACAGUAAGAGGGUAUUGAGAUAAGACACAAAAAUAUAACUCUUGCAGUAUCCAAAGCUGGUUUGCAGGAGACUGAAAGUCGUGUUGAUCAGAUCUCACAUCUGUUUUGCUCGUCACACAAAUGUGUUUUAAAUUAAAAGCAUUCUUUUGAUUCAGUAACUAGAAACAGUCAUCGAUUUCACUUUGACACUAUAGUCAGGCUUGCUUAAAAGCAGACAUCUCACUGUUACUGAGCAGAAAAGUGUGAGCUUAGUUAUUUUUCUAUUUAUGGUCCUUUUUGGCUUCUCGUCUUUGUUGAUCCCUAAGAGCUGGGCUGGAAGGGUUAAACAUUCAGCAAGACGUGGCCCCUCCCUUUUCGGCUAGUCCUUCUGCAUGCAAUAGGAGCUCGCUGUAUUUUCUAUUCUCCCCUCAUAAUGGCUGCAUGGCUGUCCAGUAGACUGGUGAAGAGAAAAUGCAGCUCACUGCUGCCAUGCCCCAUCUCCCUGGCCCCAGUCUGCUCCAGAGGGGUGGCAAGGGUCUCCCCUGCCUCAGGGGCCCUCUCCACCAUCCAGGAAAAGCCUCGGACAGUGGAAGAUCUCCCACAUGUCAGCUUCUUGGAGUUUCUUUGCAGAGUGGUGUUUCAGGGUUUCUACAAACGAAUGCAUGAGCUUCAGAUCUAUGAGAAGCAGCUAUAUGGGCCCAUUUACAGAGACGGACUCAGAUCAAUAUCCUUGAGCACCCCAGAGCUUUUGGCCGAGCUGCUGAGGAAGGAUGAGAAGUUCCCUUGCAGAGGAGACAUGAGUGUAUGGAGGGAAUAUCGUGACAUGAGAGGAUUUGGCUAUGGACCUUUUACAGAGGAUGGAGAGAGGUGGUACAAGCUGAGGGUGGUGCUUAACAAGCGGAUGCUGCAUCCGAAGGACUCGGCCCAGUAUUCCGGGAUUAUCAAUGAUGUGGUUAAAGACUUCACCAAGAAGAUGCGCAGUCUGCGCCAAUGCAGCCCAACGGGAGACUUUGUGACCAACAUUGCCAAUGAGCUUUAUCUGUUUUCACUAGAAGGAAUUGCCUCCAUAUUGUUUGAGACAAGGCUUGGUUGCCUGGAAGAGGAAAUUCCUGGUGGUACACAAGAUUUCAUCAAUUCCAUAGCCCAGAUGCUCUCCUACAACAUGAUUGUGUUUAUUCUUCCCAAGUGGAGCCGGAAUCUGCUGCCCUACUGGGGACGUUACAUUGCUGGCUGGGAGGGCAUCUUCAGCUUUGCCAAAACAUUGAUUGACAAGAAGUUGGAGAUGAUUCAGCAGCGGGUUGACAACAAGCAGGAUGUGGAGGGUGAAUACCUGACAUACCUACUCUCAAACACGCAGAUGAGCACUAAAGAUGUGUAUGGCAGCGUCACUGAGCUCCUUUUAGCUGGAGUGGACACGACCUCCAACACACUCACGUGGGCUUUGCACGAGCUGUCCAAGAACCCUGAUAUCCAGGAAAGACUCCAUAAAGAAGUGUCCACUAUGGUACCAUUAGACCGGAUCCCCACCGCUGCCGACGUCACUGGCAUGCCGUAUUUAAAGGCAGUUAUCAAAGAGACGCUGAGGAUGUAUCCUGUUGUUUCUAUGAAUGCGAGGAUCAUUGCAGAAAAGAAUCUUUCUAUUGGUGGAUAUGAGUUUCCAAAAAAAACGUCGUUCACCUUUUGUCACUAUGCCAUCAGCCAUGAUGAGGACACAUUCCCCGACUCAUUCACAUUUAAGCCAGAGCGAUGGCUCCGAGAUGGCCGUGAGAGGCCAAACCCCUUCGGCUCCAUCCCGUUUGGCUUUGGAGUUAGAGGCUGUGUCGGUCGCAGGAUUGCUGAGCUUGAGAUGUAUCUGCUUCUGUUUCAACUUAUCAGGCAGUUUGAAAUCAAACCCGACCCCACACUGGGAGAGCUGAAAUCCAUCAACCGCACAGUUCUGAUACCAGACAAACAACUAAAUUUGCACUUUGUGGACAGAAGAUAAGAAAAGACAGCAGACUGAGUGAUGGUGGUUUGUAUUAAGUCAGUGAGACGGGAGCAGUGGAUUUUAAACCUUUGUAAUCACAAAUUCAAAUGCUUAAACUCAACCAAUUUUAAAUGUUGUAUCAUCAAAGUAAUGCUAUAAGAGUUCAACUUAACACUGUUCCACUAUGUAUGUACUGCAGCAGUCAGCUUAUAGUUCUGUAUAUCCAUCCUCUCAUACUCUUUUAGUGUACUUAGUAUAGCUAAUUUUCAACAAUUGUCCCUUGUUGGGCUUACAUUCACAAUACACAGAGUUAAAACAUACAUUUUCAUGAAACCAAAAUACGCCAUGAAUACAACUACAAUUAACAGACAAUGUAAAAACAAACAAACAAACCCCACACAAAAAAAGAUUAAUUAAAAUCACUACAGCUCUGAUUUCCCUUUAACUAACAUUUAAACCUUCAAUGUAAAGGAACUAAUAUCUGUAAUCAGUUUGAUAUCAGUUGGAAGUGUGUUCCACAGAUGGCAAGCCUUUAUGGAAAAUGCUGAUUGUAAGACACUCUGGGACCAGCCUAUUUAUACAGUUGAAGGCUAAUUUAAGAAAACACAAAUGAUUGAAGCUCCUAAACUAAGUCAAUUAUAUUUCUUUAAAAUGUGACAAUGAUUCCACCGAACAGAUUUUUAUCCAUUAUUUUCAAAGAUUGAUUAUAUAAGGAUGCUGAACUGUAGAUGGUGCUGCUUGAGUCCAAACUGUCAUAAAAUGUGAAAAAUGAGAGAAUAUUGUGGAAUGCAUAGAUAACUGAGGUGCUGAAGUGGGUAUGUUAACUUAAAACAAUUCAGAUUAACCUUAACCAUCUUUGAACUCUUCUUUACAUGCUUAUCAAAUUUGAGAUGUGAAUCUAAAAUUAUUCCUAAAAACUUAAAAUCUUUAACCCCCUUUAUUUCUUCAUUCCUUAACUUGAUUUGAAAAUCAUCAGAUGAACUUUUUCUAAUAGAAAAACACAUCUAAACUGUUUUUUAAAAAUCAAUUCAAUACAAGAUGAUUAUUGUAUAUAUUAUAAUGCAAUGUAUGACAGGUUUUAUCCACCCGUGCAGUUUAUUUAGUUUAUUCAGUUAUUGUCCUUGUCAGGGUUGAGCUGGGGAAUGGGGAACUGGAGGCUAUCCCAGCUACCACAGGGUGGGAGGAAGGGUACAUCCUGGACACAUCGCCAGUCUGUUGCAGGGCUAACACAGAGAAUCCAACAACCAUUCAUGCUCACAUUCACACCUAUGAGCAAUUUAGAAUCACCAGUCAACUUAACCCCACCAACUGCAUGCCAUUGGACUGUGGAAGGAAGCUGGAGUACCUGGAGAGAACCCACGCAAACACAGGGAGAACAUGCAACUGCACACAGAAAGGACUCCAGCCAGCUGGUAGAGUCGAACUCAGGACCUUUUUUUGCUGUGAGGCAACAGUGAUAACUUCAUGAAAACCUUUAACUGAUUUAACACUUUUUAAAGGAAACUAAAUGACUACAACAUUUUCUUUGUUAGAAGUUUGGAGAAAAAGGAGCAGCAUGUGCUGGAAAGUGGGACAAGACAAAAAGAACAAAGUGAGCAUGAGAGAGAGACAGAGAAAUAAAAAAAGCUUUUUAAUCUCUAUAUCACCUUGUACCUAAGCCGCAUGUCUGAAAGUACUAUGAAAGUAUGUUAUGAAACCCAUGGUACACUCAAAAGACUGAAUGAGGUCAACUGUUCAGUUUAUGUUAAUUGUUUAUCUUCAUUUUACUCCAAUUAUAUAUCUUUGUUAAGGUAAAAUAUGUUUAUUUUUAUCAGGCUUAUAUUAUAUUAUUUUGGUGAGUGUAUGUGAUGUGUUGGUUGUCUCUUUGUUUGUUUGUACGGACAUACUGCAAAUCAAUUUCCCGUUAGGGACAAUAAAGUUACCAUUGACCACCAUUGAC
Molecule: messenger RNA, 4193 nt
Organism: Oreochromis aureus
Lineage: Eukaryota; Metazoa; Chordata; Actinopteri; Cichliformes; Cichlidae
Product: sterol 26-hydroxylase, mitochondrial
Exons: 9
Coding region: 722-2272 (516 amino acids)
Biological process (GO): cholesterol metabolic process; C21-steroid hormone biosynthetic process; cellular response to peptide hormone stimulus
Cellular component (GO): mitochondrial inner membrane
Molecular function (GO): oxidoreductase activity, acting on paired donors, with incorporation or reduction of molecular oxygen; iron ion binding; monooxygenase activity
Source: RefSeq, a predicted model, not a curated record